This is a messenger RNA of Anoplophora glabripennis (Asian longhorned beetle), 1480 nucleotides long. Its product is annotated as zinc finger protein 41-like. Gene Ontology annotation, molecular function: zinc ion binding; DNA-binding transcription factor activity, RNA polymerase II-specific; RNA polymerase II transcription regulatory region sequence-specific DNA binding. The transcript is spliced from 3 exons. Gene Ontology annotation, biological process: regulation of transcription by RNA polymerase II. Gene Ontology annotation, cellular component: nucleus. NCBI's taxonomy places the organism in Eukaryota, Metazoa, Arthropoda, Insecta, Coleoptera, Cerambycidae. The record is from RefSeq and is a predicted model, not a curated record. Bases 129 to 1325 code for a protein of 398 amino acids.
AAAAAUAAUUACAUUUUCACAUAAGGACAUACUACGCAAUAUACUUACUCAACCAGAUUAAUAUUGCAAUAUAGACUACCAUUCUUAGUUCAUUUUCAUUAUUACUAGAGAAUCUAAUCUUAAGAGAAAUGAGUCUAACUAAUGAAGAAGAUUUGUCGAACGUAUGCAGAGUAUGUUUGGAAAAAUCUGGUAAAUUGUAUCCUCUUGAAGGAGAUAUUUUAAAUGUUGAUGUUUAUAUUUGUACAAUGAUUAGCUACUGCACUUCUGUCGAGGUUGUCUUAGAUAAAGAUUUACCAACAGGUGUCUGUGUACCAUGUUUUAGAACUAUUCGUAUAGCGUAUAAUUUCAUCAAACAAUUUAAAGAAACCAAUGAAAGGCUAUUGUUGACGAAAAAAUUAAAAAAGAAACAAUGUGUUGAUGAUCUUCAGGAAGAUUGUGAUGAUACUGAAGACAUGAUAGAACUUAAGGAAGAAGUUGUUGAGGAAGAAGAAUUAAACGAGUCUAUUGCUAAUGAUCUCUCUGAACCUUCAUCUGAUCGGAAUUGUUUCAGUCCUGAAGAAAAGAUUAUUAUAACUUAUGUUAAUGAUAAGAGUGGUUCAGAUCAUGAAUUAGAAUCGGCAGAAAUCCUGUCCGAAAAUAAUGAAGAAAUAUCUGAAGAUAAUAAGAAAAUAAUAAUGAUCAAGGAAGAUCCGUCAAGCCGAAAUAUACUUUUAAAUAGACAUGUAUGCCCUAUUUGUGACAAAAUAUUCCACGAUUUUAGAGGAGGACUGAUAAAACAUCUGUACCACCACCAUCACAAUAAUUUAAUUAAGUGUAACAAAUGUUCCUUAGGGGUCGAAUUGUCUACAGAUCUGUAUGUUCAACAUUACACAAAAUAUCACUUAUAUCAGUGCCCGAUUUGCAACAGAAAACUCGGAAGCAAAAGUAGCUUCUAUUACCAUUCGAAAUGCCAUAUUAAUGGUAGCGCUUAUCAUUGCCCACACCAGAACUGUAGGAAAGCCUUCCAAACCCAAUUCAGUUUAAGAAAACAUCUUCACACCCAUUCGGACGCUCCCAAGUACAUUUGCAGCAAAUGUGGAAAGAAUUUCAAUACCUACGACACAUUCAGGUACCAUAAUAAGACUCAUGACGGCAAGCGCAAUCAUCUCUGCAAUGUGUGUGGUCGAACGUUUUUACAAUCAGUUCACUUGAAGUAUCACAUGUGGCAUCAUACGGGGAUCAAACAGUUUCAUUGUGAUGACUGCGGGAAAAGUUACACUUCCGUUACGCAGUUGAAAAAACAUAGACGUAAAUAUUGUGGAUCGGUGAGAACAAGCGACAAAUAAAAAAAAUAACACCUCUUUUGGUAUAACCCUGAUGUUGUCAUUUAGGUAGUGUUAAAUAAAAAUGUUAUGCAUAUAUGGAUGUUACGUACUUCCUUGAAGACUGCGAACGAGUGAUAUAAAAAUAUUACAUAACUAAUUUUUAUCCAAAUAUAAAU